AUGAGCCUAGUCGUUGACUGUGUCUUUCUCGGGAUGACGCCGUUGUAUUGCGCAGAAGAGCCCACGGUGGAUAUUUCUAGUAUUGUUGCCGUCACAGGCCUCGCCGGACAUGCAUACGAGUCAUGGACCUCGCCCGGCGGACCGUGGAUGUGGCUACGGGACUUUUUGCCAUCAGAUCUGGAAACACGAGGUCAGAGCGUGCGGAUUCUGACCUUUGGCUAUGACUCGGGCCUCAUCGACACCACCGCUACUCCUUCCAUUCAGGACUACGCGCGAGCGCUGUUUGACAGCCUGAGCGGUGAGCGUACAGGUGACAAUGCACUCGCAGAUGCAUCCCAGCAGAAAGAAGAGUACGAAAAAGAUAAAGCCAUCUUGCGCUCGUGCACUGGUCUCUUUUUCUUCGGCGUUCCCAAUCGAGGACUUAAUAUCAGGAAUCUACGGACGCUGGUGCAAGACCAGAAUAAUGAAUACUUCGUCAAUGACCUGAGAGAAGGCUCGGAACUCCUACGACAGGCGUAUCAACGUUUCACACAAUCCGUCCAGCUCGAAGGCUGCCAGAUAACGUCGUGUUAUGAGCUCAGGGACACCCAAGCUGUGAUCGUGGACCCCCGAACGGGACGUUGGAUAACAGGCGAAAUGAUACGGGUUGUCACACAGGACUCAGCAACGUACGCUCUACCCACCGAUCCGAUCCACAUGCAGCUAGGGAUCGAUGCCGACCACUUAAGCAUGGUGAAAUUCACCGAUCCCUUCGACCAUCGCUACAGCAUAAUAAGAGAGAGACUCUCGCAGUGUGUCGCGAAAGCUCCAGGCAUUGUCGAAGCUCGAGUACCGAAACCUAUAUUCAUGGCCCCCUCGUGGGCGAAUUCAUGUUUCGUUGGGAGAGAGGAGGUACUGAGCCGGCUCGAAAAUCUACUAAGCCCCGACGGUGAAAGGCCACGGCGUGCUGCAAUGCAUGGACUCGGAGGAGUUGGGAAAACGACAAUUGCAAUCGAGUUCUGUCGCCGGUGGAAGAAAGCACAACCAGGCGAUCACAUCUUCUGGAUACACGGGGAAUCUCACGAAGCCUUCAACAUGAGUUAUCUGGAGUUGGGAAAGGAAGCGGCUAUUGAUGGGCACGGAACGACUCGAGGCGAGCCUUCGAGGCAAGGGUUGGGGGAGGUCAAGAAGUGGCUAGACAGUCCGGCCAGCGGUAACUGGAUUAUGAUCAUCGACAAUUUCGACGACAUCGACUCGUACCCCGAGAAAUAUCUUCCAAUACAACGUGGAGCGAUCUUAUACGGAACACGCGAUGGAGCGAUCGUCCUAAACCGUGCAUACGUCCCCCCAGAUGCUGGCGUGGAUAUUAAUGCGAUGACCGAAGCGGAAGGAGUUGAGAUGUUCUCAAAACUCUUGUCUAUCGAUGAAGCCCCCUCGCACCAUAUUUUCGAGCUUCUGAGCCAUUUGGAGAAGUUGCCUCUAGCAAUAGAACAGGCGGCUGCAUUUAUACGAGUUACCAGGGUAGGAGUUCUGGCCUACAUGGAGAUGUUCAAGGAAUGUGAGCGCAAUCAACGGGAGCUGUUGGAGGAGCAAUUACCGUCGACAAAUCUGGACCGCAGACCGGAGUCGCGCGCGGUGAUGACAACGUGGAGACUCACCUUUAGUAAAAUCCAGGAUACGAGCCCUGAUUCGGUGAAGUUGCUGGAAUAUAUGAGCUUUCUCAGUUCAGACGACAUAUCCGAAGAAUUACUGAGAGGUCUACCAUUCCUCAGCAACCAAAGUGACGUACGAUUCAAAAAAGCCUUUGGUCCACUUAUCUCCUUUGCCCUGAUCUACAAACUCGAAAGCCCAAGUUUUCGUCUACACCGCCUUGUCGGAUUAUACAUCCGGACAAAAAUGGAUUCCGAUGACCCACAUCGGAGAAAUCAUCUUCUAAAAAUCAUUUCUGAGAUGUUGAGCAACAAUUUCCCACAUGAUAUGUUUGGAAAUUACGCACGGUGCUUAUACCUUUUCCCCCACGCAGCGGCCGUAGUGAGCCACGACGGGAAUGCCACCAUUAGUAAUCCUCCUCGCAACUUAAAAAUACUUUUAAGCCUUUUUAUGUUAGACAAAGGGGAUUUUCCCGGUGCUUUAGUCGGGCUCCAAAAGCAGCUUGACUUAUGGGAGAACACCCUCGGAAAAGAACACCCAGACACUCUCAGAAUCGUCAGCUACAUGGCCAUAGGGUUUUUGUACUUGGCGGAUUAUGACAAGGCGUUGGUGUGGUAUCAGCGGGCGCUUGACGGCAGAGAGAAGGCCCUCGGAAAAGAUCACCUACACACUCUCAACACUAUUACAGACAUGGCUGGGGUGUUUAAAUUACAGCGGGAUUAUGACAAGGCGUCAUUGUUUUAUCAGCGGGCGCUUGAGGGCAAGGAGAAGAUCCUCGGAAAAGAUCAUGCAGACACUCUCGACACCGUCACAGACAUGGCCGACAUGUUUACCUCGCAAGGGAAUCAUGGCAAGGCGUUGGAGUGGUAUCAGUGGGCGCUUGACAGCAGAGAGAAGAUCCACGGAAAAGAUCAUCCAGACACUCUCCGCACCGUCAGCGACAUGGCCUGCGUGUUUACAUCGCAGGGGAACUAUGGCAAGGCGCUGGUGUGGUAUCAGUGGGCGCUUGACGGCAGAGAGAAGACCCUCGGAAAGGACCAUCGGGACACUCUCGACACCGUCCACGACAUGGCCGAUGUGUUUACCUUCCAUGGGGAUCGUGACAAGGCGCUGGUGUGGUAUCAGCGGGCGCUUGAGGGCAAGGAGAAGAUCCUCGGAAACGAUCACCUAGACACUCUCGGCACCGUUACAGACAUGGCUCUGUUGUUUACCUCGUGGGGAGAUUAUGGCAAGGCGUUGAUGUGGUAUCAGCGGGCGCUUGACAGCAAGGAGAAGACCCUUGGAAAAGACCAUCCAGACACUCUCGACACCGCCAGAGACAUGGCCGCCUUGUUUACCGUGCAGGGGGAUCGUGACAAGGCGUUGGUGUGGUAUCAGCGGGUAAUUGACGGCUAUGAGAAGGUACUCGGACACGAGCAUCCCACUACUCUUAGGGCAAUAGCAAGUGUGACCAACAUCUUGGAUUGGAAACGUAGUUCCGGCAAUGCCUCGAUCGUGCCUGCGCAGGCAGUUGAUGACUCCGAUUAG
Tricharina praecox is the source of this 3156-nucleotide messenger RNA. RefSeq lists its product as uncharacterized. The record is from RefSeq and is a predicted model, not a curated record. Bases 1 to 3156 code for a protein of 1051 amino acids. The transcript has 6 exons. Lineage: Eukaryota; Fungi; Ascomycota; Pezizomycetes; Pezizales; Pyronemataceae. Gene Ontology annotation, molecular function: protein binding.